GAGGGCGUGGUCUACGCCGUGGAGUUCUCGCACCGCUCGGGCCGGGACCUGCUCAACGUGGCCAAGAAGAGAACGAACGUGGUGCCGGUGAUCGAGGAAGCGCGGGCACCCCACAAAUACCGCAUGCUGAUUGGCAUGGUGGACGUGAUCUUCGCGGACGUGGCGCAGCCGGACCAGACGCGAAUCGUGGCGCUGAACGCGCAUCACUUCCUGCGCUGCGGGGGGCACUUCCUCAUCUCCAUCAAGGCCAACUGCAUCGACUCGACGGCGCCGGCCGAGGCCGUGUUCGCGGGCGAGGUGAGGAAGAUGACGGCCGAGAGGAUGAAGCCGCAGGAGCAGCUGACCCUGGAGCCCUACGAGAGGGACCACGCCGUGGUGGUCGGCGUCUACCGGCCCCCCCCAAAGGAGAAAUGACGUCAUCGCUCCUCCGGCCCGCCAGGGGGCGCCAGCAGCGGGGGCGUGGCCUAACCCGGAAGUCAGAGAAGCUGCUCAGAAGUGGGCGUGGCCUGUGGCGGGAGUGGGCGUGGCCUAACCCGGAAGUGGGGGCGGGGUUUGGGGUGGGGG
This is a messenger RNA of Serinus canaria (Common canary), 564 nucleotides long. Its product is annotated as rRNA 2'-O-methyltransferase fibrillarin. The record is from RefSeq and is a predicted model, not a curated record. NCBI's taxonomy places the organism in Eukaryota, Metazoa, Chordata, Aves, Passeriformes, Fringillidae. Gene Ontology annotation, molecular function: RNA binding; histone H2AQ104 methyltransferase activity; rRNA methyltransferase activity. Gene Ontology annotation, cellular component: nucleolus; box C/D methylation guide snoRNP complex; small-subunit processome. Gene Ontology annotation, biological process: box C/D sno(s)RNA 3'-end processing; rRNA methylation.